AUGGGCGAGUACUCGAAAGCACUUUCAUCGUUUGAAAGAUCACUUGAAAUCCGAAAAUUAGCUCUCCCUCCGAAUCAUCCUGACUUUGCUCAAUCCUACAACAACAUCGCUUCAGUGUAUUUUCACAUAGGCGAGUACUCGAAAGCACUUUCAUCGUACGAAAGAUCACUUGAAAUCUUCAAAAUAACUCUUUCUUCGAAUCAUCCCGACUUGGCUACUUCCUACAACAACAUCGCUUCAGUGUAUUCUCAUAUGGGCGAGUACUCGAAAGCACUUUCAUCGUUUGAAAGAUCACUUGAAAUCCGAAAAUUAGCUCUCCCUCCGAAUCAUCCUGACUUUGCUCAAUCCUACAACAACAUCGCUACGAUGUAUAAUAACAUGGGCGAGUACUCGAAAGCACUUUCAUCGUUUGAAAGAUCACUUGAAAUCUGCAAAAUAGCUCUCCCUCCGAAUCAUCCCGACUUUGCUCAAUCCUACAACAACAUCGCUUCAGUGUAUGAUAAGAUGGGCGAGUACUCGAAAGCACUUUCAUCGUUUGAAAGAUCAAUUGAAAUCCGAAAAAUAGCUCUCCCUCCGAAUCAUCCAGACUUGGCUACUUCCUACAACAACAUCGCUUCAGUGUAUUUUCACAUGGGCGAGUACUCGAAAGCACUUUCAUCGUACGAAAGAUCACUUGAGAUUUUGAGAAAGUCGGUGCCUUCUACUCAUCCUCAUUUGGUAGUUGUGAAAAGAAACAUUGAAAAUUUAAGAAACAGGUUUUAG
Molecule: messenger RNA, 762 nt
Organism: Rotaria sordida
Lineage: Eukaryota; Metazoa; Rotifera; Eurotatoria; Philodinida; Philodinidae
Source: the annotation of a GenBank genome assembly